AUGCGCUGGCUGCGGCGCCUGUCGGGUCUGGAGCUUCGGCAGAUAGCCGACAGAGUGGUCGGCCAGUCUCCCAUGCGCCAGGUGGCCUGGUGGGACCUGGCGCCGCUGUGCGUGCCCCACCGGCUGCACGAACUGCUCCUCGACAGGCUGCUCAUCGCGCACUACGACCUGCGCGCUUUGCUCGGCGUCGUCGAGCCAUCGGUGCUGACGCGGCUGCGCGUCACCAAGAUCCGGUGCACGUGCCAGGCGGAGAGAAACGUGAACAGUAGCCUGCGUUCGGGACUCGGCGAGGCGUGCGCGACGCAGAACGAUCUGGACGUGGAGCGGCUGGCGAGACUUCUCGCCGAGGCCAAAUCCCUGCAGGAGCUGGAGACCGACCUGCCGGUCAACGUGAGGCGUCUCGCGGCGUCCGGUCCGUACGAGGCCCUGAAGCGACUCCGUCUGGUGCGGUUCGUGUCGCCGUCGAACCCCGGGGCGCGCCCAACGUUCUACCGGUAUUUCCUGUCGAGGAACGAGUUGAUCUCGCUGCUCCAGCAGAUGCCCGCGCUGCGCGAGCUGCGCUGCGACGCGUCGCAAGCCAUCGGUUGGCUGGAAGAAGGCGAGCUAGCGUUGCUCUCGCGGCUGGAAGUGGUCUACCUGCUGCAUGAAGUGCCCGGGGCGAACGCCUCGAGAGAGGAGCCCUUCGCGCCGGGUGCGCAGUUUCUCGUCGCGCACUGCCCCAAUGUAAGAGAGCUUGUAUUUCGUGCGGCCGGACCACGCGACCUUCGUCCCUUGUGCGCGCUGCGGCACCUCGAACGGUUGUGCUUGUGCUACGGUGGCCGAGGUGGGCGCGCGUUCCUGGACGAGUCCCUGCUCGAUGCGCUGGGUCACGUCGCGACCAACCUGCGUCACCUGGAUUUGCCCACCGAGGCACACUUACGGCCUCAAGCGCUGGCGGACGCUUGUCCAGCGCUGGAAUCGCUGGUAGCGCGGUGCUUCCUUCGGCGGAUCAGCCAGGCGCUGGCAGUCGAUCCCCGCCCGCGCCAGCUGCCCUCGGUGGCAUCAAGUGCCACCAGCAGGCCGCUGUCUUCGCUCGUGGAGAUCGAGCUGGUCACCUUGAGGGACGCCGCAGCGGUGAUGCCGCUGUGCCCCGAGCUGCGCACAAUCAAGCUCACGCUGCCGCACAUGGAUCCCGCGGACGCGCAGGAGCUGGCCGACCUGUGCGACCGCGAGCGCUGCCCGAAACUCGAGCGCAUCACGCUCAACCUGAUGGGCUCAUACUCACAUCGCACGGUUGUCCACUUCCUACAACGCAUGGCACGCGUGCCGCAAGUACAAGUCUUUGUCGUGAAAACGCCAGACGUGUAUGCAGAACUCAACACCGCAGCUGCUGCCAACCAAGGUCCAUGAAGACGAUGCACUGCAAUUACAGCUAUGCUUUGAUGGACUGUUAUAUACCAUUAAGAAUAUUUGUGGGUAUGAUCAAUUUACAUUUACCACAUCAGGAAUAUAAGCUCAACAUAUGCGUAUAAAAUAAAUCUCCAAGGGCAUGCAACCACGUUUUGGCUAUUGAAGUGCCAGUGCCCUGCGAGGGACAAAGGCAAAUGAUCCCGACUACACACUAGAAGUCUCCAUUAUCAAUUUCUGUGCAGUAUUAGUACUUCGUGUGUUGACAUAAAUUCUACUGCUCUGGUUCCCUUA
Molecule: messenger RNA, 1680 nt
Organism: Rhipicephalus sanguineus (brown dog tick)
Lineage: Eukaryota; Metazoa; Arthropoda; Arachnida; Ixodida; Ixodidae
Exons: 5
Coding region: 1-1389 (462 amino acids)
Source: RefSeq, a predicted model, not a curated record